AUGUCGAGGUAUGCACCGACCGUCCCUUCACUUGCGCGCCUCUUUACCCUCCUGUCGUCUUCCGUCGCCUCGCGCCUUCCCUCCCCCGCUCCUUCCCUUCCCCGCUCCUUCCAUCCCUCGCUGCUUCCCUCCCUCGCUCGCAUCCUCACCUCUCUCUCUCUAGCUUCCACCCUCCUCCUCCUGCCAAUUCUCCCAACCUGCUUUGCGCACUGCACACUUGAUACUUCACCCACGAACCAAAUUCCACCCCUCCCUCCGACCUAUUAUACUCUAUCCUGCCUCCUCCGCCCCGCCACUCCCCCCAUCUCACCCUCAUCCCCGCACUCCCACACCCCGCUCUCCGCUCCCCCUUCCCCUCCCCCCGCGCGCGCCAGGUACCAGUGCUGCGGAGGGUUCCUCCCGUGCAGCGGGCACUGCGGGGAGUCCAAGUGUCCCAAGUUCUGUCUGGGCGUGGAGGUGUGCCUGUGCUUCCCCUCGUCCGUCGCCUCCACGCGCUUCCUCAUUCAGGACCAGCUCAACAUCAUGAACAGCAAGUGCGACAACGGUAUCCUGGCGUUCCUGGUGUGUCUGGAGCAGCUCGCGUGCAUCUUCGCCAUCCUCGCCUGCAUCCUCCAGAGCGACAACCUUCAUGACGCCGCACAUGCCCUGCGCUGCAUGGCCGAUGUUGUCUACUGCUCUGUGUGUGCAUGCAUGCAGACGCAGCACAAGAUAGAGCUGGACACCAGAGACUCUCACAACGCCGCCAAUGCUCCCCCCAUGUCUGCUCCUCCUCAACAGACCAUGCAG
Messenger RNA from Closterium sp. Naga37s-1, 786 nucleotides. Lineage: Eukaryota; Viridiplantae; Streptophyta; Zygnematophyceae; Desmidiales; Closteriaceae. The record is from the annotation of a GenBank genome assembly.